AUGAACGUCAUGGAAUUAUCACCGUAUCUGAGUGGAAUCCAAAAAAUUCCGGGAAGUAAAUUGAGUGAAAAGUUCAACGCUCUAAAUCGCAUUGCGAAAAAAAUCGUCGAAUCAAAAUCGAAGAAUCAAGAUGCUCUUGAUUUGGAAGAAGUACCAGAAGCAUUGAAACCUCUAGUACAAGUGGAAAUUGCCCGAUUACUACGGCAACCUGAUGGUAUUGUUGACGCACUAAAAUCCGAUGACUCAGUAGUCUUCAGUCGCGCAAUUAAAGUUAAGUGGUUUUUCAGCGGCAGUAUUGAAGCUUGUUCGACAGUCCAGUACUAUCAAACACAUAUUUUACCGUAUGUAUCUCUGCAAAGUCGAAUUAAAAUUAUCAAAACUUUAGGUGACAAUUUGGGUGAAAAAUCUGCCAUUGCUGAAAAAUUUUAUGUUUCGCUUUGCGAGAUGUACGGAGAGAAGCAAGCUUAUCCACUUCUCAAAGCUUGCAGUGAAUCAUUUAUCUGGAAUCGCAUCACAGAACAUGAAGUGCGCCUCGAUAAUAGAAUUGUACGAUUUUUGUUUUACAAGUAUCCAGAAUUAAUUGUUAAAUAUCUAAAGCUGAACGAAAUAAGUGACGAUCCGUUUGAACGAAAUUUGAAACGCGUUAAUUUGUCUGCUUUUUUAGAUUUUAUUCCUCGAUUGGUGAAGAAAUGCCCGAAAGCUUUUGUGGAGCUUAUUGAGAUGCACGGUUGUUCUUUCUAUCUAAAACUUAGUAACACUCGCACUGAAUUGUUUUUGGUAAAUUGCAUUGAUGCUUUACUGAAAAACGCUAAAUUAUUUUUACAAGUGUUGGAUUUAAAAACAGUGACCAAAAAAUUGAACGAAGAGCAAUUUAAGAUUAUUUUCACACAGUUGUAUCCUAAAGAUUUGAAAUCAUUCAAGUUCGACAAACUGUUGGAGUACCUUGAAUUUGUUCCCGAAGGUAAAAAAUUACCACUGAUUCUCUCCACAUUCAAAGAAGUAUAUAAACUGAAUCUGCUGGACUGCACUGAAAAAAUUACCCGAAAAGCUUUGAUAUUACUUCCACGUGAUGAGCGAAUUAAACAAGCGAAAGUCAAAAUAGAAAAUGAACCAACUGAUACAUUUAAUUUCGUAAAUAGUUCAUGGAUUUGUUAUCUGUCAUCGGAAGAGUCGAUAGAGUGUUUAAAAACACUGAUAAAGAAAACUUUUGACGAAAGAAAGCGGUUGCAUCUAGUUAAACAACUACUUUACACUUGCUAUGUCAAUUCAGAUAAUAACGCUCUGCUUGAAGUGCUUAAGUACAUCACAACGAGACAUAAAAACGAACAAAAGGAUAUUUUAGUAGAUAUUUUAGAUAUGAUAUCCGCAGACAAUUGCUUGAAAAAUCUAUCACAAGAACAUUGGGAUGUAAUUUACAAUUUUUUGAAGUUCAUGCAUAUCAAAAAUCAGCUCGAUUUAUGGUAUAAUCAAUCACAAAGAACAUUAAUAACUUCUUUAAUUCGCUUUGAGUUAGAAAACAAUCAUUCUAUCGAAGAUAAAAUAAGCUUUCUGACCGAUUUGAUUCUCGUGCAAUCUCAGAAUCGAUUUAAUAUUUUAGAAGAUAAUAUUGUGUUUGAAAAACAGUGUUUGGAGGAGUUUCUCAAAGUACUUCCUACUAAGAAACCCCAUGACAAAAAUUAUCCAAGUACUGAAUUGAUAAAAAAUGUGAUAAUAUCAAUUUAUACCUUCAACAAACAUAACUUGAAAGCUAAGUCUCCUUUCGAGCCAAUGUCAAUCAAAGAUUUUCCUUGGGUACUGAAUGCUACUAAGAAAAUUAUAAAUGAAAACGACCCGUACGAUUGUCAUUUAUUAUCAUCUAUAAUAACAAUUUUACAAGAAGAAGAACAUGAUCUCUUUGAAGAAUUAGCCGCAAAUAUUAAAGAAGAAUUACUUCUUUCAGACCUCUCAAAUUUGCUACCAACACUCAAAACGAAUCCAGAAAUGAUAAUGCGUAAUUGGAAGUAUUCUUUGAAAACAUGCAUAGGAUAUACUUAUACUCCAAAAAUUCAUGAAUUCAUAAAAUCAUCUCGUUGGUAUCAAGAUUUGCCGAUUAAAUUCGCGGAAGAGUGUUUGAAAAUCAUCGAGGAGACGAAAGAUGCCCAAGCAUUGAUUGUUUUGGCGCUACUAUUAGAAGGACCGGCUUUCGAACAGGUGAUUACUCCUUUCAUACCAUCGUCUGCGACGAUAGAUGUUGACCCAGAAGAUGCAAAAAUUGACUAUCAAAUGGUGUGCUCUGCUUCAAUGGCAUUCAAUCGAGUCAACCCAGCAGUUUCUUUAGAUUGCAUCCUGAAAUUCUGUGUUGGUGACUAUAUCCAUAGUAUAAUCAAUUGUCUUGUCAAUGUAAGCCGGCGAACAUCUGUAGCUAAAGUCGUACCAUUUGCAUUGACCCUGAUAGAUCGUCCAGUAUCUAUAAAGAAACAUGGCAUUCGCUUGUUUUGUAUGGCUGCAGAUGUUAAGCAACUACGUAGAACUUUAAGUGAAUUGUGGAGAUCAGAAACGCAUCAAACGAUUCGUACAUUAGUUUUUUCUAAUGUAUUUGGUGUUUUUAAAUCUAAUCCUAACAAAGAAACUUGGGAAAUGCUGAAAGAGUGUCUUGAUGAUCUUAAACCAGAUGAUGAAGAUAUUUUUGAUAGUUUGCUAGAAUUUAAGUAUCUUCCUAACGAAUAUGUUGCGGAUUAUGUUGAAAAAUUAUUUAUUGUUUUUCGAAAGCUUUGUAAUGUUGAAAAGGACCCGAAAAAAAUUGAUUGGAAUUAUAUCAUGCAAUUGCUUGAUGUCCCAAAUGAUAUAUCCGCUCUUUUUUCUGAUGAACAACAUAAAAAAAUUAUUGAUAGUUAUGUUCUUGAUGUGUCGUUACCAAAAAAUUUACUCUCUUCAGGGCAUUCUUAUUUGAUCAAUUGUUAUAUUGUUCCAGCGCGAAAUGAACUUGAAGAGAGAGAGAGAUUGAAUCAUUUUCGAGACAUCUUGACUGAAAUAAUAUCAAUUCUAAUUGUCCGACAUUUUACCCGGCAAAUUACUUGUGACAUUAUUCCUAAUUUACUAUGUGAUUUUUUGCAAGAACAAUUAGUUAGCAUAUUACUAGAAUUGUUUAAUUCUCCACUGAAACCACACCAUGAUCCAGAAGCGUUUCUAUAUUUAACAUUGCUUACUUUAACAGAAGCUGAAAAUUCACCGCAAGAACUUGCUGGUAUAAUUACCGAAAUGUUACCAUCAUGGGUUACAACCUUUUCAAUAGAGUAUAUUUCGGAAAUUGCUAAAUAUUUAUACCAUUUUUUGAAUGCCUUUAAACAUGCUAACCAUGAUUAUACUGGGCCUUGGAAUAAUUUGGAUGUAAUUGAAGCUUUAGUAGCGGUUAAUGUCAAAGAAGUAUCUUUUCUUGCAGCGUAUUUAUUACUUCUCGACGGACGGACAAAUGAUGAAAAAUUUUAUAAAGCUAUUAACGUUCUCAAGAAUCAUCAACAUCCAACAGUAAGCUCGAUUGCUUACACUCUGAUGCAUAGACAUUGUCACGGGGAUUUUCAUUCUCCGUGUGCGUCUCUCCCUGCGCCUAGAUUUGGCAACAGUUCCAAACUUGGCAGUUAUAAUGUUAUUAUACAGAGUCUAUCCGACGAAGGAGUUCGGCCCUGGACUUAG
Molecule: messenger RNA, 3669 nt
Organism: Cotesia congregata
Lineage: Eukaryota; Metazoa; Arthropoda; Insecta; Hymenoptera; Braconidae
Source: the annotation of a GenBank genome assembly